GUCGGACUCAGAGCUCUCUCACACACAAACACACAGAAGCCAUCAUGACUUCCAAGAUGGUCAUCAGCCAGCCUCAGCCUGUGAUGGAGGCCAAGGAAUCUGAUGAGUGGGGAUCUGGGAUAUGUGACUGCCGUCAAGACGUGCCGGAGUGUUGCUUUGCUUUCUGGUGCUGUCCCUGCUUCGCCUGUAAAACGACCAAGAAAUACGGCCAGUGUCUGUGUCUCCCCCUGCUGGACAUGUUCGGUUUGAUCCCUCCCGUCGCCAUGUCCAUGAGGGUCUCCAUGCGGCAGCGCUACGGCAUCAAAGACACCAUGUGUAGGGACUGCCUGUUUGCGACCUUCUGCUCGCCCUGCACCUGGUGUCAGAUGUCCAGAGAGAUGAGGAGAAGAAACAUCCAAGUCGUUCUAGUCAGUGCCAAGAACACAUGAGCUCUC
Cottoperca gobio is the source of this 434-nucleotide messenger RNA. Its product is annotated as cornifelin homolog B-like. The coding region runs from base 45 to 428 and encodes 127 amino acids. The transcript is spliced from 4 exons. The record is from RefSeq and is a predicted model, not a curated record. Lineage: Eukaryota; Metazoa; Chordata; Actinopteri; Perciformes; Bovichtidae.